Paraglomus occultum is the source of this 1131-nucleotide messenger RNA. Lineage: Eukaryota; Fungi; Glomeromycota; Glomeromycetes; Paraglomerales; Paraglomeraceae. The record is from the annotation of a GenBank genome assembly.
AUGGAGGAAUAUGAGGACGUCUUGACUAACCAACCCGUCGUUAUCGACAAUGGGUCCGGUGUAAUAAAAUCUGGGUUUGCUGGAGACGAUCUGCCCAAAUGCUUUUUCCCGUCAUUUGUUGGUAGGCCCAAGCAUGUUCGUAUCAUGGCUGGUGCUGUCGAAGGAGACGUUUUCAUAGGAAAAAAAGCACAAGAAUUGAGAGGUUUGUUGAAAAUAAAAUAUCCAGUUGAACAUGGAAUUGUCACGGAUUGGGAUGAUAUGGAACACAUAUGGAAGUAUAUUUAUGAAGAAGAAUUAAAGACCGCGUCAGAGGAGCAUCCAGUAUUAUUGACUGAGGCUCCUCUCAAUCCAAGAGCUAAUCGAGAGCAAGCCGCUCAAAUCUUUUUCGAGACGUUCAAUGUACCAGCUUUAUUCACAUCGAUCCAGGCUGUACUGAGUCUUUAUUCAUCAGGAAGAACAACCGGUAUUGUACUGGAUUCUGGUGAUGGAGUCACACAUGCAGUUCCUGUCUUUGAAGGAUUCGCUAUUCCCCAUGCUAUGAGACGAGUAGACAUUGCUGGACGUGAUGUAACAGAGCAUCUUCAGCUUCUCCUCCGCAAAGGCGGAUAUCAUUUCCACACUACAGCAGAAAAAGAAGUGGUCCGUAUGAUUAAGGAGAAAAUGUGCUACGUUGCAAUAAACCCAACAAAAGAAGAAAAAGAUACCGGCGGCAAGUGUGAUGACUUUGUUCUUCCUGAUGGUAACGUUGUCAAGUUGGGAACAGAAAGAUUCAGAGCCCCCGAGAUUUUGUUUAACCCAGAAUUAAUCGGACAAGAAUAUGCGGGUAUUCAUCAAGUGGUUGCCGAUUCGAUCAACAGAGCAGACCUAGAUUUACGAAAGGCUCUAUAUGCGAACGUGGUGUUAUCGGGCGGAUCGACACUCUUUAAAGAUUUCGGUAACAGAUUGUUGAAUGAAAUAAGAAAGUUGGCGGUUAAAGAUAUCAAGAUUAAGAUUUAUGCUCCACCCGAGAGAAAAUAUAGCACAUGGAUUGGUGGAUCUAUAUUGGCUGCCUUGAGUACAUUCAAGAAGAUGUGGGUUUCGGCUGAAGAAUACCAGGAAGAUCCUGAUAUCAUUCACAAGAAGAGUUUCUAG